AUGUCGGAUACUCAAAAAGCUAGUUGGCAAUGCCCCAAUUGUCACAGUAAACAGCCUAGAGGCGACAACACAAAUACAUCGUCACCCACGACCGCUUCCAGUAACGUUAUGACACGCAAAGCUACCAAAGUGGCAGGCGAGUCGCCCAUCAUAAAUGAAGCACUGAGGGAAUGGGCCACCGGAAUUUGUAGUCAACUAAAUGAAAUAAGAAGUGAGGUGGUCAGUUUUAAAGAUUCAAUGUCAUUUUUUAACGAACAAUUCGAGCAAUUAAAAGCCGAGAGCACUUUAAGAUACGAUGACAUCAUCACCAAUUUGACAACCAAGUCAUCCAAUGUCAAUAAUACAGCUCUCCACAGUUACGAGAACUGUCUGACCAUCAGCUCACUCACUGUCUGCGAAUACGAGGUAGAAAGAGCAUUGAUGGGAUUGGAUGGAAGCAAGACUUCAGGAUUGGAUGGCUUGCCCCCGAUCAUUCUAAAGAAGUGUGCUAAAAAAUAUGUUGAUCCUUUCAUUGACCACUGUUAUAUCCAAAAGAUAAAACAUAUGGAGCACUCAUAUUCUCAAUCAAUGGACAGCAGCUUCCAGAGUAACCUAAACAUAUUAGAAGGUAUUCAGAUGCCCAUGAUCCCAUCUACUUCUGAAACCGUUGAAAUGAUGGAGGUUGAUACUCAACAAAUUUUGAGAGAAGGUCCAAUAGGCCAACCAUUGUUCUCUACCCCAAAGAAGACUGGUAGCAGCCGGUUACUGCAGAAAAUAUCGUAUCUUACUCCAAAUUGUAGAAGAUGA
Parnassius apollo (apollo) is the source of this 786-nucleotide messenger RNA. The record is from the annotation of a GenBank genome assembly. Lineage: Eukaryota; Metazoa; Arthropoda; Insecta; Lepidoptera; Papilionidae.